Messenger RNA from Batrachochytrium dendrobatidis JAM81, 1825 nucleotides. RefSeq lists its product as uncharacterized. The record is from RefSeq and is a predicted model, not a curated record. Gene Ontology annotation, biological process: potassium ion transmembrane transport. Gene Ontology annotation, molecular function: potassium ion transmembrane transporter activity. The coding region runs from base 1 to 1743 and encodes 580 amino acids. The transcript is spliced from 2 exons. Gene Ontology annotation, cellular component: plasma membrane. NCBI's taxonomy places the organism in Eukaryota, Fungi, Chytridiomycota, Chytridiomycetes, Rhizophydiales.
AUGACUUGCUGCGAGCCAGCAAAGUGGAAGCGAGAAGAAAUUGCAGACCACAAGUUUGACUAUGUCGAUGUCGAUGACUUUGUAGAGGACAGCCCCAUGGCCAAGUUCUCCUACUCAUUUGUGUUUUUGUUCACCCUCAAGUCCAUUCUAGUAUACAUGGCUGAUUUGGGUGUGUUGGUCCUGCUGCUGCAAAGCGGAGCCGUCACUUCUCUCUUUGACUCGGCCAACAACUCUACCAACAUCAAUGGUUUGCCCUCGACUCCGAGUGGAAACGCCCUUUUUUGUGACGGCACCAACGAGCCUAGUUCCUCUGCUGGACAGUGGGUCAAGAACAACCCGCAUAUUAUUAUUGGUGUCAUUGCUGCUUCAAUUGCCCUCUCUUUUAUCCUAUUGCUUUUUGAAUGGAAAAAGGCCAUGGCUAUUAUUCGAUCAAGAGAUAUUUCGUAUGCUUUUACUUCAACAGUGGCCUAUCGCUACUACACCAUCAGGUCUUUUCCCCAUUACUGUGUUUUUUCACAAAUUCAGAACUCGAGAAAGACGACUGAUAUCGUCGCAUUCUUCGUUUUUUUCCGAUUCAAAGGAUGGAAACGAUUGUUGCUUGCUGAAUUUCCUCGUCAAUUUCUAAAUGCCAUCAGUAUUCUGGUCACACUCGAUUCGUGCACCAAAAAAGACUUUCAAAACGACUUUCUUUUAUUCAGAUUAGGAAAAGCGUAUGGAUCUGCAAUGCAGCUUUCUGGAUCAGAAGCCAAUACCAAAAAAGCCACACUAAUUCUGUCGACCAUCACUGUCACAAUUUGGAUUUUUAGUGCUAUUUCUUUGCUGCUUGCAUUUUUCAUGUAUAUUCCUCUACUCUGUACAAUUCGUGGUAACCUAAAAGAGUACUGUGUACAUAAGAUUGACAAAAGAAUUGGCGAGUUGCUGCGUCGCAAGUCUCGGAAGCGAAUCAUGGAAGCCCGCAAGGCAGAAAUGAAGGAGAUUGAAGCUAAUCGUCGCAGGAUUGGAGCCGGUGGUGAGAGUAAAACUACUCCUCCAGUUGGGCUUUCUCAAAGACCAACGCUACCGGAUAUCGAUGUCGAUUUAGAUAGCACAUAUUCAGGGAGCUAUAUGCGCAAAAACGUCACUAACCCACCUUCUAGCUACUCUAAUAUUAAUCCUCGAUCUUAUGGCGAGGCGCCAUAUCCAUUGCAACCACCACCUCAUAUAGUGGGAUAUACUACUGCACCCUCUGCAUACUCUAGCCAUGCACCGUCUGUUCAACAGUCGCAAACUCCUUCACAAUAUCCAAGACCUCGAGUUGUGUCUGAAUACGCUUAUUCUCCCGCACCUGCGGCUGGACCUUAUGGUGGCAGUGCAGCACAUAUACCCUCUUAUCCCAUCCACAGUGAUUACAGUGGCAGUGAUUAUGGUGGCGAACCAGACCCAGAUUCACACCAUGAUAAUCGUGGUAUAUCGUCUCAAUAUGCCAACACAAACAAUGCGUCAGUGUACAGCUUAAGAGGCAGGUCAUAUAUUCCACCUUCAGCUGGUACAUCGGCUUCGCACCACGGAAAUACUUAUGCAGGUGGUGCACAACAGCCGUAUCAACCGCAGACGACUAAAUAUGAUAUAUAUGCCAUGACACCUAAUCCAGGCGGGAUGGCAAACCGAACGCACAUGUCGACUUCACAGCCUUAUCACCCAUCUGCUAAUAGAAGCGACUCUAGUCAUGGUGACCCACCCAACUAUGGAGGAAACUAUAGAUGAUUUUUACCAAUCUCUUUUUCUAUUUUAUUACAUGGAUACCUGUUUAAUUGUCGUCGUAAAUGAAGCCUUGUUUAAUUUUUAG